GGUCACAAUGUAGAUCUUGGCAGGUAGAAGGCAAUAUUUGCCAAAGAGGCAGAGCUGGAUCCAUUAGCACCCUCAUACUGCAAUCCUGAACCUGAUCCGACAACCCCAUCUGGAACAGACUGAUUACUACCUUCCAGAUGAACCAACAUUACCUCCAUCUUAUUUGGGUUGGGCUUCAAUUUAUUAGCCACCAUCCAGACCAUUACCAUCCCCGGUCAUCAAGUUAGCAUGUCUGCUGACUCAGGAGUUGGAUGUCAACAGCAUAUUGAUGAUACCAAAUCACUGCAUGACCUGACUCAUCGGCUAGCUUUAUGUUGAUGUUAAAAGGCAUGGGGGACAAGAUAGAACCAUGCAAGACCCCACAGCAUAAAUGCCACAGGAUCAAAAAGUAGCCUUCCAGCACCACUUUCUAGAAGUGGCCUUCUAAGUAGGAAUGGAGCCACUGAGACACACUGCACCUGAUCUCCAAAUAAGCUAUCCCAAAGGAUACUGUAGUUGAUGGUGUCGAGGUGUGAGCAGCCCAUUAUCUUUUGAUGGAGACAUCUGGAAACUGCAGCACCCCAUAUGCCAGACUGACUACACAUCUACAGGAUCUGGAGCCACGAGUGGGCAAAAGACGCUUGUCACAGGCACGGCACAGAGCUACAUUGGCAGGACUCUUCAACAACUUACGAGAAAGUGUAUAUUCUCAGAAAAAUAAUUCUGCAUCCAAGUGUCAGGUUUUAUGUAAGGCUAAGAAUUAUAUCCAAGAGCUGGAACAAACUUUGGAAAAUUUGCUGAACAUGAAAGAGGUUUUAAAUCUUGAGGAUGGCAAUCCAUCAAGCUUGGAGGAAGUAAAGGAGGAGUAUGUCAAGAUGUACUUCAACCACCACAGUGUUGUGCCUCCUUCAAAUGCUGUGAGUCAAAGUGGCACCACAGUCUGGUAUGUGAUUCAAGAAUAUGAGAAGAACUCAGCAGAGGAGGAUGUGAAUCUAAGGCUUACACAGCCACCAGAUACCUCUUCUCCUGAUCUCAUGGAGUUUGAACGGUACAUGAAGCAAUACUUAUAUUUUUACAAACAGACAGUAGACCUGUUGGUUGAUAAUGGGAUUGUGAACCCUGAAGAGGUUAUCCUCCCUGUGGUCUCCACAGCUGUUUCUCACCUAUGGCAGGGCCUCCCUGAAGAAAGGAGAGACAGUGUCCUGCUGUACUGUAGUCAGAGACAGAAUUUCAUCUCUGAGGUCAAGACAGCUUCCCAAGAGCCUGCCUGUACUGAAGGCAGCAUGAGGGACAGUGGAACUAAUAGUCAGGAAGCCAGCGGUUCACUAGUAUCCACACCGGAGGAGUUCCUCUUUGAAGAUGCGUUUGAUGUGGCAACCAGCUUCCUUGAUAUAAAUGAGACUCAAGAGAUAUCCAGUCAAAGCUCAACAUUCACAGGCUGUGCUUCAGAAAGCCAAGAGGAUCACCAGCAUCUCUAUCUGAAGAUUAUCACCUUCUUGAAAAGCCUGUUUUUUGCUAACACACAAGCACCACAGGAAGAGGUUCUCCAGUUAGAUUACGAGACAGUGAUGCUAAGAUGCACCGAGACAUUUGAUGAUGAAGAUCUGUAAAUAACCUUGUCUCUGUUGAGUGGAACAACUCAGAUGGCUGCUUAGUGACAGCCCUCCCAUCUCCUUGACAACCGGGGGGAGGAGGAGGAGAUGCUGCUGCACCGGCACCCAUUUCUCGGCAAGCAUCAUGUUGGAAACGGUUCUGUUUGUGUUGACUUUGCAUCUUCAUCCGUUAAAUUAUUUGUACUUUUACACAUUUUGCAGUUUGGUAUUUAUAAAGUUUUCAAAGAAA
This is a messenger RNA of Hemicordylus capensis (graceful crag lizard), 1821 nucleotides long. RefSeq names its product stimulated by retinoic acid 8 (gene STRA8). Bases 534 to 1589 code for a protein of 351 amino acids. Gene Ontology annotation, biological process: cellular response to retinoic acid; meiotic cell cycle. The record is from RefSeq and is a predicted model, not a curated record. Gene Ontology annotation, molecular function: protein dimerization activity. NCBI's taxonomy places the organism in Eukaryota, Metazoa, Chordata, Lepidosauria, Squamata, Cordylidae. The transcript has 9 exons.